CCUUCAGAUUCCCUCAUCUGCUACACAGCAACACCCCCAGGAAGAUGGGGAAAGAGAAGACGCACAUUAACAUUGUGGUCAUCGGCCACGUGGACUCCGGCAAAUCCACCACCACCGGCCACCUGAUCUACAAAUGCGGAGGCAUCGACAAGAGGACGAUAGAGAAGUUCGAGAAGGAGGCGGCUGAGAUGGGGAAGGGCUCCUUUAAGUACGCCUGGGUUCUGGACAAACUGAAGGCCGAGCGGGAGAGAGGGAUCACCAUCGACAUCUCUCUGUGGAAGUUCGAGACCACCAAAUACUACAUCACCAUCAUCGAUGCUCCCGGACAUCGGGACUUUAUCAAGAACAUGAUUACCGGGACAUCACAGGCGGACUGUGCGGUACUGAUCGUGGCAGCCGGUGUGGGUGAGUUUGAGGCUGGCAUCUCCAAGAACGGGCAGACCCGAGAGCAUGCCCUGCUGGCGUACACCCUGGGCGUCAAACAGCUCAUCGUUGGCAUCAACAAAAUGGACUCUACCGAGCCACCGUACAGCGAGAAGCGUUAUGAUGAGAUAGUGAAGGAGGUCAGCGCCUACAUCAAGAAGAUUGGCUACAACCCGUCCACUGUGCCCUUUGUGCCCAUCUCUGGAUGGCAUGGGGACAACAUGCUGGAACCAUCCCCCAAUAUGCCUUGGUUCAAGGGAUGGAAGGUGGAGAGGAAGGAAGGCAAUGCCAAUGGCGUUUCUCUCCUAGAAGCUUUGGAUACAAUCCUGCCCCCGUCUCGCCCCACAGACAAGCCUCUCAGACUGCCCCUCCAGGAUGUCUACAAGAUUGGAGGUAUUGGCACAGUUCCCGUGGGCCGGGUAGAGACUGGCAUCUUGAAACCCGGCAUGGUGGUGACCUUUGCCCCCGUGAACAUCACCACUGAGGUAAAGUCUGUCGAGAUGCACCAUGAGGCCCUCAGCGAGGCUCUGCCCGGCGACAACGUUGGCUUCAACGUCAAGAACGUGUCCGUGAAGGACAUCCGCCGCGGCAACGUGUGCGGGGACAGCAAGUCCGACCCACCUCAGGAGGCUGCCCAGUUCACCUCUCAGGUGAUCAUCCUGAACCACCCAGGCCAGAUUAGUGCCGGAUACUCCCCCGUGAUUGACUGCCACACCGCUCACAUCGCCUGCAAGUUCGCAGAGCUGAAGGAAAAGAUCGACCGCCGUUCCGGUAAGAAACUAGAGGACAACCCCAAGGCUCUGAAAUCUGGAGAUGCCGCCAUCGUAGAGAUGAUUCCUGGAAAGCCCAUGUGUGUGGAGAGCUUCUCCCAGUACCCUCCUCUUGGGCGUUUUGCCGUACGGGACAUGAGGCAGACUGUGGCUGUCGGGGUCAUCAAGAACGUGGAGAAGAAGAGCGGCGGCGCCGGCAAGGUCACCAAGUCCGCCCAGAAGGCCCAGAAGGCUGGCAAAUGAAUUGCAGGCCCCUUGCGCAUGGCACACAAGCCCUGCCCCUCCGAGAGGGUCCGCCCCCUUACCUUUGAGGCGCACGCCAGCCCAUCGGCUUGUAAAAGCCUAUACGUCAACGACUGGAUGCUUACGAUUAAAGUCCAAUGGAAGUUCUUCAAGAGGAAAAGCAUGCCCCACCGUGUGACCCCCUAGUGUCCAUUUUACCAAUAAAACCGGUUCAACAUCAUUAAA
Nanorana parkeri is the source of this 1661-nucleotide messenger RNA. RefSeq names its product eukaryotic translation elongation factor 1 alpha 2 (gene EEF1A2). The record is from RefSeq and is a predicted model, not a curated record. Gene Ontology annotation, molecular function: translation elongation factor activity; GTPase activity; GTP binding. Gene Ontology annotation, biological process: translation; translational elongation. The transcript is spliced from 7 exons. Lineage: Eukaryota; Metazoa; Chordata; Amphibia; Anura; Dicroglossidae. Bases 45 to 1436 code for a protein of 463 amino acids.